This is a messenger RNA of Nerophis lumbriciformis (worm pipefish), 1007 nucleotides long. It is a transcript of the gene polr3h, whose product is annotated as polymerase (RNA) III (DNA directed) polypeptide H. Lineage: Eukaryota; Metazoa; Chordata; Actinopteri; Syngnathiformes; Syngnathidae. Gene Ontology annotation, biological process: DNA-templated transcription; transcription initiation at RNA polymerase III promoter. Gene Ontology annotation, cellular component: RNA polymerase III complex. The record is from RefSeq and is a predicted model, not a curated record. Gene Ontology annotation, molecular function: DNA binding; DNA-directed RNA polymerase activity.
GUCGUAAAGUAGUUGGUUCUGCCGUAAAGUGACAUGGCAGCAGCCGACAGCAUGUUUGACACUUUACUUCUUUAACGACUACCUCUUUUUCAUUUGGAUGUUGAAUAGGUGAAAGCGGACCUUUCUUAUGUAGCCUGUGAUCGACUCUUGGCCAUGUUCGUGUUGGUGGAGAUGGUCGACACUGUCAGGAUAUGUCCCUGGCACUUCCACAAGCAAGUCAACGAGGCAGUGUCCGAGGAGCUCAACAAGAAGCUGGCGAACAAGGUGGUGUACAACGUGGGGCUGUGCAUCUGCUUGUAUGACAUCACCAAACUGGAGGACUCCUACAUAUUCCCGGGGGAUGGCGCCUCACACACCAAAGUCCAUUUCAGGUAUGUGGUUUUUCACCCGUUCCUGGAAGAGAUCCUGGUGGGCAAGAUCAAGUACUGCAGUCAGGAGGGCGUUCAUGUGACCAUGGGCUUCUUUGACGACAUCCUCAUCCCGCCAGAGUCCCUGCAGCAGCCCACCAAGUUUGACGAAGCCGAGCAGGUGUGGAUGUGGGAGUAUGAGACGGAGGAGGGAGCUCACGACCUCUACAUGGACCCUGGAGAGGAGAUCCGCUUUCGAGUGGCGGAUGAGCUAUUCGUGGACACGUCGCCCACAGGACCCACCGCUGAUGCCACGCCAGACACACAACCUGGACAGUCCACCGCACCACCGCCCCCUGCUGAGAAGAAAGAAGCACCGUACACACUCAUAGGCAGCAUUUGUGAGCCGGGCCUGGGACUGCUGUCAUGGUGGAACAACUAGCAGCAGCAGCAGCAGCAGGAGGAGGAGGAGCUUAUCUGGGCGAGGACGCAUGACUGGAGUGACUGCGCGGCGGAGCAGGCAGGCCCACUUUUGACACAAUGAUUUUCACUUGUCUCUUUUCCUCAUCACAUGUCAUGAUUAUCUUCAUACAACAUCAAAUAAAUGUCAUGAUUGUCUUCAUACAACAUCAAAUAAAUGUCAUGAUUAUCUUCAUACAA